Messenger RNA from Cajanus cajan (pigeon pea), 2539 nucleotides. NCBI's taxonomy places the organism in Eukaryota, Viridiplantae, Streptophyta, Magnoliopsida, Fabales, Fabaceae. The record is from RefSeq and is a predicted model, not a curated record.
UUAUAUAAAGUGAGUCGUCACAUACGCACUCUCAUUCUCAAACUUCCACUCUAAGUUUCUCUCUCACACUUACUUUCAAGCGCAAACCCUCUCUCUCUCUCAAACUGCCACGUCACCUGCCGCCUCCAUGAACGGCGGUGGAGGUGACUUGACGCCGCCGCCGGCUAACGGCGGCGAGUUCCUCCUCUCUCUAAUCCAACGCCCCCACUCCAACCCCCACCCGCGGCCGCAGUCGCCGGCGAUAGAUCCGGCCGUCGCCCUCAUCGGCCCCACGAUCCCCGUCGGCGCUCGGCCGUGGCCAAUCGCCGGCGCUGAUCAGGCGCACCAGCACAACCACCCCCUCCACCAUCUUCCUCCAUGGUCCCACACUCUCUCUUCUCCGCUUUACCCUCCGAACUUCUUCGGGUUGCCCCAUAACCCGUUUCCCCCUCCUCGGACCCACUUCCCUGCCGUCACUCCUAACGCCGUCACUAACGGCGCUAGCCUCACACACGAUCUGCGGAAAUUAGGGUUUCCGAUUGAAGAAAACACCGCUCACGCCCACACCCAAACCCACACCAAUAACAGUAACAAAGUCAAUGCUUUCGUUCAGCAGCAGGAACUGAAGCUUCAGUUUGGGUCUUUGCCCACUGUUGCUUAUUCCGCCGCCGAAGUUUCCUCCAAUGGGGACUCGUUGCUCAAUUUGAAGUUCAACAACAGAGGGUAUGACGGCUACGAUGGGAGCCUGCACGUGGACCACCCCAAUUCGAAUUCGAGUGGGAAUGUGGUUGUUCAGGGUAAUCAUGAUGUUGUGGAGAAGGAAAGAAGAGGGCUUGGGGGUUAUAGGACUAGUGGGUCGUUUUCCUCUGAGAGGGUUCCACCGGGGUUUGCGAACAAGAAUAGGGGGAAGGGUUUGGAGGGUAGUAGGAGGGAUAGGGUCGGUGAAAUGGGUGGUGGUAGGAAUGAGAAUUUGUAUGGUAAGAGGGAAGGUGUGAGAAUGGUGUCUGGCGAAAGGAGCAAUGUUAAGGGCAAUGUGGUGCGUGAAAUGGGGUUUGUUGAUCAGCUUGAUCACGCCGGGAUUAACCUCCAUUCGGUGAAUGAGACUGUGAUUGGUGAAGUUGGUGUUAGGGAUAGUAAGCAUAAGGGAGGUGGGGGGUUAAGGGUGGAGGGUGUUCCUCAGUCUGGUGGAAGUGGUGCUGAUGCUGAUGUCCUUGGGGAGCAGUUAGCUGAUUCCUUGGUUGUAGAGGAUGAAUCUGAUGACAGGUCUAACUCGAAGCAACGCCGCGGACCUCGGGAGAAGGAUGCUAGAUCAUUGGACUCAAGAGGACAGCAUCUCCUGAGUCAGCGGGCAAGGAUGUACAAGAGGCAGAUGAUGUGUAGAAGGGACAUAGAUGUUCAUAAUGUUCCUUUCCUUGCAAUAUACGAGUCUCUAAUACCUCCUGAAGAAGAAAAGCUGAAGCAAAAGCAGCUAGUGGCAUUGUUGGAGAAAUUAGUCAGCAAGGAAUGGCCAACAGCUAAACUUUUUCUCUAUGGAUCAUGUGCCAACUCGUUUGGGGUUUCUAAAAGUGACAUUGAUGUUUGCCUUGCUAUUGAGGAAGCAGACAUGGACAAAUCUAAGAUUAUAAUGAAAUUGGCAGAUAUUUUGCAAUCAGAUAAUCUGCAGAAUGUGCAGGCAUUAACAAGAGCACGGGUUCCCAUAGUAAAGCUCAUGGAUCCAGUGACAGGAAUCUCUUGUGAUAUAUGCAUUAACAAUCUCCUGGCUGUUGUGAAUACUAAGCUUCUUCGGGAUUAUGCACGCAUAGAUGCAAGGCUAAGGCAGCUGGCUUUUAUUAUUAAACAUUGGGCAAAGUCAAGAGGAGUCAAUGAAACUUACCAUGGGACAUUAUCUAGCUAUGCGUAUGUUUUGAUGUGCAUUCAUUAUUUACAAAUGCGAAGACCUGCUAUCCUUCCAUGCUUACAGGAGAUGGAGACAACCUAUUCUGUAACUGUGGAUGAUAUUAAUUGUGCUUACUUUGAUCAAGUUGAAAAACUUGGUGAUUUCGGUCACCAUAACAAUGAGACAAUUGCUCAACUUGUGUGGGGAUUUUUCUAUUAUUGGGCAUAUUGUCAUGAUUAUGCAAAUGCCGUUAUAUCUGUACGCGCAGGAAGCAUAAUCAGCAAGCGAGAGAAGGACUGGACAAGAAGGAUUGGUAAUGAUCGGCAUUUGAUAUGUAUAGAGGAUCCUUUUGAAACAUCUCAUGAUCUUGGACGAGUGGUAGAUAAACAUAGCAUCAAAGUUCUGAGGGAAGAGUUUGAACGUGCUGCUGAAAUCAUGCAGUUUGAUCCAAAUCCAUGUAUUAAACUUUUUGAGCCUCAUGUUCCUAGUUGAUUUGAAUAUAGUAGGUAAUGGACACUCAGCUUGUAAAGCUUCUCUUGCCGCAUUUCGUAUAUUAACAUGUUUAUAAGUGUAUUUAUUACUUAUUAGUUAGGGCUUUUAAAUCAAAAUGUCAUCUCACUGUAAAAAACUUUUUUGGCCUCUUUCUUUUUAUGCGAACGGCAAGAAUUUACUGUUUGUUACGUU